Messenger RNA from Sphenostylis stenocarpa, 204 nucleotides. The record is from the annotation of a GenBank genome assembly. NCBI's taxonomy places the organism in Eukaryota, Viridiplantae, Streptophyta, Magnoliopsida, Fabales, Fabaceae.
AUGUGGUUGGUGUACGUGUGUGAAGAAGAAGAGAAGGAACUCGGAAGACAACAAGCCCCCGGUUCGUGUCCCUACUGUGGAGCCAAAGUUCAAGCCAUGGAUGUUGAGAUCCAGUCCAAGCUCUGCUUCUUGCCCCUCUGCUUCAAGAUUAAGAGAAAGUACUUCUGUACCCACUGUUCCAGGCGUUUAGAGUUGUAUUACUGA